Messenger RNA from Capronia epimyces CBS 606.96, 2001 nucleotides. Its product is annotated as tRNA pseudouridine38-40 synthase. Gene Ontology annotation, molecular function: RNA binding; pseudouridine synthase activity. NCBI's taxonomy places the organism in Eukaryota, Fungi, Ascomycota, Eurotiomycetes, Chaetothyriales, Herpotrichiellaceae. The transcript is spliced from 3 exons. Gene Ontology annotation, biological process: tRNA pseudouridine synthesis; mRNA pseudouridine synthesis. Gene Ontology annotation, cellular component: nucleus. Bases 1 to 2001 code for a protein of 666 amino acids. The record is from RefSeq and is a predicted model, not a curated record.
AUGGAACCUAGCUCUUCGACUGUCCCGGCGGGAGGCGCGUCAACGCCGUCGUCGACUGCCCAUCCUGCCUCAGGCCCCCGAACCGAGACCACCGCCGAGGGAAUUCCUCAAGACGUCAGACGCGGUGCGCACGAGAGAAAACCAGCUGCGAAGGAUUUUUCACGCGGCGCCGGCCGAGGUGGUAGAGGAGGUCGUUCGGGCAAGAGGAGAGAUCUGGGGAGGGCAGAUUGGGCUAAGACCAAAGUAGACAAGCGGAAACGGAAUGAUGACGAACAGGCGGCGAAACGGCGACGUCUAGAUGAGGGAAAUGCCGAAUUGCCCAUCUACGCCACCAAGUUCAGCGAGGAGGACUUAGCAGCCGAAGAAAGAAGGCCCAAAAAGAAGGUCGCAGUUCUGAUCGGGUAUGCGGGGACGGGAUAUCAUGGCAUGCAACUAACACACGAUAAAAAGACCAUCGAGGGCGACCUGUUCAAAGCCUUUGUCGCAGCAGGCGCCAUCUCCAAAGCCAAUGCCGACGACCCCAAGAAGUCCUCGUUUGUACGAUGUGCCCGUACAGACAAAGGUGUCCAUGCCGCCGGCAACAUCAUCUCGCUGAAAUUGAUCAUUGAGGAUCCAGAUAUUGUCAAGAAGAUCAACGAUAAUCUAACCCCCCAGAUCCGGAUCUGGGGCUUUGAGAGGACCAACAACAGCUUCAGCUCCUACCAGGCAGUGGACUCGAGGAUCUACGAGUACCUGAUUCCAACCCACAGCUUUCUCCCGCCACAUCCAAGUAGCUUCCUGGGGAGAAAACUCGAGGAGUGGGCGGAGAAAAAGGGGGACGUGGAAGCCUAUAAGAAACGACAAGAAGAGGUCUUGGGGUUCUGGGAGACGGUGGACGAGCAAAUAAUCAAGCCUAUCCUUGCAGAAUACGAUCAAGACGUCAGGGAUAUCUUGGAGAAAUCACUCUGGUUGAAAGGCGGCGACCUUGAUGCCGACACUGCCGAUGGGAAAGACUUGACAGAUGUUGAGCCAGAUGUUGACAGCAAACCCCCUCGAAACACGCCUGAAGCGGUGGAGCCAGAAGCCGAUACCGCAGUUUCAGGAGACCAAGCUAAAGAAGUCGACCAAGUUGAAGCGACGGAAAGAGUGACUGGACCCCAAGCAGACGCAAGCAACAAUCCUGGAACGGACAACACGACUCAAGCCCAGCCCAAACUGUCACGGUCGGCCAUUCUCACCGAAGCAACAAAACGUCUUCGACAAGCUUAUAUUGACGCGAAACGGUCCUAUCGCAUUCCAGCGUCGCGGCUCGUUCGAAUCCAAGAAGCCCUGAACCACUACGUCGGGACGAAAAACUACCACAACUUCACCAUCCAAAAGACAUUUACAGACCCGUCAGCCAAACGAGUGAUCAAGUCUUUUGUGGUCAACCAAAAGCCCAUUCUCAUCAAUGGCACCGAGUGGCUUUCCAUGAAGGUCCACGGGCAGAGUUUCAUGAUGCACCAGAUCCGCAAGAUGGUGGCAAUGGUUGCUUUGGUGGUUCGUUGCGGCUGUGACCCUCAUCGCAUCUAUGAGGCCCUGGGACCGGCGAACAUCUCCAUCCCCAAAGCGCCGAGUCUGGGCCUGUUGUUGGAGAGGCCCGUGUUUGACUCGUACAAUAAACGAGCCAAGGGCGACCUGGGCAAGGAGCCGAUUGAUUUCGACAAGUUCAAGGCCGAAAUGGAUCGGUUCAAGCAGGAGCAAAUUUACGAACGUAUGUACCGCGACGAAGAAAAGGAGAACGUCUUUGGCAACUUUUUCAACCAUGUCGACGCCUUCCCCAACGAGACCUUCCUUUUCGUCACGUCCGGUGGCAUUGAAGCCACAAAGACUCGGGUGAAGGCGGAAGAAGCGGAGGGAAGCAAAGCCGAGCAUGCACUUGUUGCAGCUGACGUUGGCGGUGGCGGUGGUGUUGACGACGGCGACGACGGCGACAGUGACGCAGAUGAUGUAGUCAAGGAUAACCAUGGCGACGAGGGUUGA